Lactuca virosa is the source of this 954-nucleotide messenger RNA. The record is from the annotation of a GenBank genome assembly. NCBI's taxonomy places the organism in Eukaryota, Viridiplantae, Streptophyta, Magnoliopsida, Asterales, Asteraceae.
AUGAGGAAUCGGAAGCAAAUCAGUUGGGGAAGGUUCGAUCCUCGUCUGAUCGGUGAAGGGUGUACGAAAUCAGGUGAGGGGUCCGAUGGGGAGUCCGAGAUUGUCGAUCGGUGGUUGAGGAAUCGCGAGAGGAGGAGAUAUCGACCCCCGCUGCUCAUGUUUGCUUCACCGCCGGCGGGAAUGAAGAGAGGGGAACGUCAUACAAGGGAGGGGGCGGCUUAUUUCCAUCGAACCUUCUUAGGUUUCUUCCUCAUCUCUGGCAGCAAGAACACGAAGGGACAACAGUGGCAGUUCCGAUCCAUAAAAGGUAUACCCGAGAACAAGAACAGUUCUUGUGUUGUUGACAGAAAUCGGUAUAGGGAAAAGGAUGUUUGGCAACCACCGAUUGCUGCUGUGAAUUUGAUGGGAAGGAAGAAUUCAUUUGUUCUUGCUGGAAAUGAAGAUGCAAGCAGAUACAAAGGAUCGUUCAAUUUUUACUGUGAAAGAAAAACGUGGGAAGGAAGUAAAAUAGUGGAGUGCAAAGUUAUGACGCAACAACAUGCUUUGAUUGAUGUAAAAUCUAAAAUCAUCGAACAAUCCAGGCUUCAUUGUGGCAAUUAUCAACAAUAUGAAGCAGCCAUUGCUGAUGCAGCUUCUCUUCCCAAAAUUGCCAUUUUGGAUUUCAGAUCUUGUAAUUUUGAUUCUGCAGCUUCAAGUUUCAUAAGUAUGUUUGGAUUCCAUGUUCCUUCUCUUACUCUUGCUUGUCUUUUAGAAACUUCAAUAGCCUACAAAAAGAAAUCAUUUAUUAAAAAGAAAAAUGGAACACCUGUACUUCAGCCUCUUGUCUUAUUCUAUCAUAUCUUUGAGAAAGAUGACGAGCAUCUUCUAGUGGAGCUCCCAUUCCCAUUGCUCUUAAUGGCUCUGCCACCUGUUCAAGAUAUGAAAAAACUUUCUAUUUUUAGCAUCGUACUUUAA